Dreissena polymorpha is the source of this 1428-nucleotide messenger RNA. Its product is annotated as BTB/POZ domain-containing protein 6-like. Gene Ontology annotation, molecular function: protein binding. NCBI's taxonomy places the organism in Eukaryota, Metazoa, Mollusca, Bivalvia, Myida, Dreissenidae. The transcript has 4 exons. The coding region runs from base 187 to 1428 and encodes 413 amino acids. The record is from RefSeq and is a predicted model, not a curated record.
GUCCAGUAAAGUAUCCGCUAUUUACACAUGCAAAGAUUAUUGUUUGGUGGGCGAAAACUCGGCUUGUAUUUGUAUUUUAAAACGUAAACGGCUAAAGUAUAUAAAGUAAUAAACAUUCAUAUUGACUCACGAAACCAAAAUACAGCACACAACAGAAACAUUGUGUUAAUUGGACAGUUAUUGAAUAUGGCAAUGGCGACCCACUGGCAAUAUUCGGAAUCUUUCGCCGACACGAACUUUAAGAUGUUUGAGAAUGAGGAUCUCUUUGACGUCACAUUAGAGGCCGGAAAUGAGAAGAAACAGAUCAAAUGUCACAAAUUCAUUCUCGCCAGCCGUAGUCCAGUAUUCUAUGCAAUGUUCUGCGGUACACUUGCUGAAUCAAAAGAUGUUAUCUGCGUUCCAGAUAUUGAGCCAUCUACACUUGAGCAUUUAUUACGGUAUUUGUACAGCGGCAAGGUCGAAAUAAACGCUGAGAUUGCUCUCAGUCUGCUGUACGCCGCUAGGAAAUACGACAUCCCUGUGCUGGAAAUCCAGUGCAAGUCAUUUCUGAGUGAAAACAUGGACACCGAAAACGUUUGCACAAUUCUCGACCAGGCUAUAGUAUUUGACGAUAAAGAUCUUAAAGAUAAAAGUUUGGAAUUUAUUAUGCUCACAAAAUCCGAGAGCGUUUUGAAAUCAAAUGCAUUUGUUCGAAUGUCAAAGUCAGGAUUACAGGAAGUGCUUAACCUAGACAUUCUUAACGCCAGCGAGUGUGAAGUGUACGUUGGUUGUAAACGUUGGGCUUCUCAGAGAUGUAGAGACGCGGGAAAACAGGAAACUGAUGAACAUAUAAGACAGGAGUUGGGAGAUGAGGUCAUCAGCCUGAUCAGGUUCCCAACCAUGACCCCGGAAGAUUUCACGCAUGUUGUAUCUACUGAAAACGUACUAAAAAAAGACGAAUUAAUCAGCAUUUAUCGGAGUAUUACAAACAAGAACUAUGCCUCAAAAUUUAUUAACGAACCUCAAUUGGAUUUAGGGGCAAGAUGUUUGUUUGUAAGGUGUACAAGUGUUGGUCAACCUUGGGGAUAUGGGAUUAAAGGACAAGAUGGUCUUAGUUUUACAGUGUCUAAAAAUUGUGAACUUACUGCAGUGGACAUGUUUUUGCCAGCCUCUGAAGGGUCUGUGACUGGUGUACUAGAGCUCAUUGAGGGUACUAAACUAAUUCUUUCUCAGAAUGUAACGUUGUAUUACAAACAAGGUGUUGAGCAUUUACUAGUUUAUUUAGAUAAAAGUCUUAUUCUUCAUCAUUCGAACGAAUAUUCCAUACGAAUACGAAUGGAGGGUGCAAGUGGGUUUUUUUGCGUUUCAACGGCAAACAAUAUUUCGAUGGAAGGUGUGACUAUGACGUUCAGUGACUUAAAAGUUGGGUUGAAUCAGAUGGGUACAUGA